AUGAUGGACAAGAUUGAGAUCCUAAGGAAGAAGGUCGUAGAGGCCGAGAACGAGCUACGCGCAUUGAAAAACGAGCUAGCUCGAGCUGUCGUCGAGGCAGAUGGACAGCAAAGGCCAAGACCUGAUACGACAUGGAAGUGGCCGCUGACCGCGGGAGAAUAUGAGCGAUACGGCCGCCAGCUCAUAAUACCAACAGUUGGAAUUCAGGGCCAAAUACGACUCAAAGCAUCUUCGGUCCUCGUCGUUGGCGCCGGAGGCUUAGGAUGCCCUGCAGCAGCUUACCUUGCUGGCGCCGGCGUUGGUACUCUCGGGCUAGUGGAUGGCGACACGGUAGAGACGUCAAAUCUGCAUCGUCAAAUAGCUCAUGCCACGUCAAGAGUUGGGAAAUCAAAAGUGGAGAGCGCCUUGGCCUUCCUACGAGAUCUCAACCCAAACGUAACCCUCAACGCGCACAUCACGCAUCUAACCCCCCAAAACGCCGAGUCCAUCGUCGCAAAGUACGAUAUUGUGCUGGAUUGCACUGACCAUCCGACGUCUCGAUACCUCAUCUCCGACAUUUGCGUUCUUCUGCGAAAGCCACUCGUCUCAGCAUCAGCCUUCAAGACCGAUGGGCAGCUCAUCGUGCUCAACAACCCCGCAGCACCGCAAGGCGCGCCGGUGGAGGAAGGCGGCCCAUGCUACCGCUGCGUCUUCCCCAAACCACCACCGCCAGAUAGCGUCGUCAGCUGUGGAGAAGGCGGCAUCCUGGGCCCCGUUGUCGGUGUCAUGGGCGUGCUACAGGCGCUGGAGGCCAUCAAACUGAUAUCCUCUGGCUUUCAGCCCACCUCGCCGUCGCUAUUGCUGUUCUCAGGCACAGCCGGUGCCCCGUUCCGAUCAGUCCGAAUGAGAGGCCGUAAGAAGGACUGCUUUGCAUGUUCGCCCGAGGCGGCUCUGACACUAGAGUCGCUAAAAUCAGGAUCCCUGGACUACGUUCAGUUUUGUGGCGUCGCGGCGCCGCUGAACAUCCUGCAGCCAGAGGAAAGGCUAUCUGCGGCGGAUUUUGGCCAGCUACAGAAGGGUUCAGCUGUGCGCGUUCUUCUGGAUGUCAGAGAAAAGGAGCACUUUGAUAUCUGCAGCAUCGAGGGCGCCAUCAACCUGCCGUUAGCUAUGUUCCUCAAGGAGAACCCUGUUCAGGAGCAAGACGCUGGGAAAAGACCAUCAUGGUUACCCGCGAACUCUUCAGAUGAUACCCCGAUCUACGUGGUGUGCCGCGUGGGCAACGACUCGCAGCUGGCGACCCGUCGGCUUAAAGACUUGGGGUUAGACCGUGAUGGGAAGCGAUUCAUUGGCGAUAUUAAGGGUGGGAUGAGGGCUUGGAAAGACGAGGUAGACUCCAGCUUACCCUUCACAUGA
This is a messenger RNA of Verticillium alfalfae VaMs.102, 1392 nucleotides long. Its product is annotated as molybdenum cofactor synthesis protein. The transcript has 3 exons. The record is from RefSeq and is a predicted model, not a curated record. Bases 1 to 1392 code for a protein of 463 amino acids. Gene Ontology annotation, cellular component: cytosol; cytoplasm. Gene Ontology annotation, molecular function: URM1 activating enzyme activity; thiosulfate-cyanide sulfurtransferase activity; adenylyltransferase activity. Gene Ontology annotation, biological process: protein urmylation; tRNA wobble position uridine thiolation. Lineage: Eukaryota; Fungi; Ascomycota; Sordariomycetes; Glomerellales; Plectosphaerellaceae.